AGGAAGUUGAAAUGUGAAAAGACAGAAUGGCCUGGAGGUCUCACGGGAAGAAUCAUAGAGAUCUGGUGGAUCAACUUAAAAGUCAUGGAAUUAUCAAAUCACCAAGUGUUUACAAUGCCAUGGCAGCUGUCGAUAGGAGUGAUUUCUGUCACACCCAUGAAGCCUACAAAGACAACCCUCAGCCUAUAGGAAGUAACGUGACAAUCAGUGCCCCUCACAUGCACGCGCAUGCUCUGGAGACACUUGUGUCACAUCUCAAACCAGGCACAAGGGCACUGGAUGUGGGCUCGGGGUCUGGCUAUCUUUCCACUUGCAUGGCUAUCAUGGUAGGAGAGGCAGGGAGAGUUGUUGGUAUAGACCACAUCAAGGAUCUGGUGGACUUGUCCCUGUCUAACACAGCACGUAGUCAUGGCAACCUCAUGAAGACUAACAGACUGAAGUAUGUGGUGGGAGACGGCAGGAAAGGUUACUCAGAUGGGGCUCCUUAUGAUUGUAUACACGUGGGGGCUGCUGCUCCCACCCUACCUCAGCCUGUUGGGAUGGGAUUGCUACCAGAUAUACCCACUACUAUGCUUCCAUCUCAAAAUAUUACCUGUUCUAGUAGAGGACCAGACAUCCACUAGCUGCUUGUAAAAGGAAAAGAAGAUGGAAAUGAGAGGUUCAGGAUCAAAUCUACCGAGCUGUUCAACUGAGGUGAACAGUACAGGAACAAAUUCCAGUUUGACAGGACAUAAAAACAGUUUAGAAGAUAAUCUGACGAAAUACCCUCUACUUCCACCGUGUAGGUGUAGAAAACAUUGCUAUAAUCUCUUCUCAGAACUCUCCCGUACUCGCAUUCAUCGAUUCUUUUGGAGUCUGGAUCACUUUUCGCGCGGUCUCUGGAUCUUUAAUCGCAUUACAAACAAACCAGUUUCUAAGCUGACGAAACCCACAAAAUCAGGCAGUAACAGGAGCUGUGUCAGGGCUUAUUUCAUGGAGGCCAGUCUCAAGAUUGAUAAUCCGGAAAUUGUAAAUGUUUGUCAGAAGUUUUUCCUGUCUACACUAGGUUACAAGAGUGAUAAGGUAAUCACAUACACUCUGAAAGUGUUCAAAGAUGUUAAAGAUCACUCAAAAUUAGUUCCUAAAUCUGAUGACAAAAGCUCGUCUCGUGGCCGUGUUAUUACAAAAGUUGGUAGCCUGAAGAUAAAAUCAGAUACCACUUCAGAUGGUCCACCAACUCUGAGACCUCCCAACAUUCCUCAUAGUUCUGAAACACAUCCAUUGCUUCCUCCCUGUGCGUGUAAGCAACACUGCAUUGUGAAAAUAUGUAACGAUGAACGUCAAGGUAUUCACACAAAGUAUUGGAGCUUGUCGUACAGUGAUCGGAAACAUUGGCUGUAUUCUUGUAUUAAAUCGUUACCAAUCCAGCGUAGAACAAGCAACACUGGCAUCCAGCGAGCAUGUUCACGGCAGUACUUUCUCCCUCUGUCUAACGGGAAAAACAUUUGUGUUUGUCAGAAGUUUUUUCUCUGCACUCUGGGUUACAAUAAUGAUAAGAUAAUAGUGCACACCAUAGCUGCACUCUCAAAUCCUGGAGGGGUCGCGCUAGCAAGCUCCGGUAGAAAGAGUAAGAAUAGAUUGAGCGGGAAAAUAGUGGAAUUGAUGAGGAAACAUAUUGCAAGUAAUUCCUCUGAUUUUAAGAAACGUCCCGUCAAAAAACUUUAUGAAGACUUCCUGACGAACCAUCCUCGAUUAAAGAAAAAACCCAGCUAUGAAAGUUAUCGAUUACUAGUGGUAAGCAUGAACGUUCGAGACAAUCCUAAACCUAAAAGCGCGGACAAUCCUGGAGAAUUUAAAGGUAAGAUCGAGCUGGAUGUUGAUGAGCUCCACUAUUUUGAGGAUCUGGAGCUUUACUCUCCUAACUUGGGUUUGGGUUACCCUUCUUAUCUGGAACAACUGUCAAGUAGUCUACCUGUUGAGAUACCCUUACAAUUCCCUGCUGAGUCUCUCCCUUCCCCUCACCAGUUUGUAGAGAGUCCUGAGUCUAGCCAGUCAUCGAGACAAGCAAACAGGCAACAUCAGUUCCUCGUUAUGCCUGGUAAUAGUCUGGAAAUGGGCCACCUGGUUACUAAUGACAAUUUGAUUAUGUUGUAGAUUGAGGAUAUUACAUAAUUUAUGUUAUUUCAAGUGAAAAUUUAUGCUUUACUAUUUUAUUGCUGUGAUAUACAAAUAUUCUCUGUUGAUUUAUUUUCUGACAUCUAUAACUUUGUCAUUUACGUCUUGUUUUAUCUGUUUGCCAUCUGUAGAGUGUAGAUUUUAUCGUUCCCAGCUAAUUUUCUCUUACAAAAUUAUAAUUUUUAGAGAGAGGAGAGUUCAAUCUUUAUUGUGCUAGUGAAAACACUAGUCGCACUGAAAUUGCCUAAAGUUAAAUUAAAUUUGCUCACGUAACCAGAUUUAAAUCAGUUAACAAUCUAUCAGGUUGGUAAAUAUUAUUAGUAUGAGAGAUGAGCUUUCUACUUGUAAUACUAGAAAGAAGUGGUCCUAACAACUGAAGAAAUUAAAGAUUAUCGUACUGUUUUUAUGGACGAAGAAACGUUGCUUCAUGGAUAUAUUUUGGAACAUAAGGCUAGAUAUGAGAGAUUGUUGACUAAUAUUGAAAAUGGAUUAGAAGAGGAAACCAAAGUGUCAAUACAUAUGGUCAAUGAUGACUGCUUAAAGAAGAUAUUGCUGUACCUCAGCCCCAUCGAUCUUAUCAGAAAUGGAGUAUUUGUUUGCAAACGAUGGUUUAUAACCUGCACUGAAAUUAUAUUUUGUGUUUGUAAGUUGAAGUUAUGUGACAAAAUAAUUCCUUGGAGUCCGAGGGAAAACUGUUCAUUCUACAGGAUGGUACCUAACAGACUGUAUUUUGCUCUCAUUUUUUCACAGGAAGUUGUUUCAAAUCUGAUAAUAUCUGGUCCGGAGAUUUGUGAUAAAAGAGAGAUUGAGUUUCCAGACCUUACAAAGGUCACUUUACCAGCUAUCUCUGUAUUCUGUCCGAAUCUCACUGUUCUGGAGAUCUCCAGAUUCCAUCUUCACAAUCUCACACCAUGUGCUUUACCUGGAACAAUCUGUGAACUAACUGUCAGUUGCUGCGAACUCUUGGAGGCUGAUCUGAAUAGUAUUUUGUGUGGUUUGUGCAGCUCCCUAGUGAAACUUGAUGUGUCUGAGAAUGCAUUAAUAACUGGGGCUAGCAUAAUGAAUAACUUACAGAACAACUUAAUGCGAAAUAUAAGUGUAAGAUCUUGUGCUAGUUUAGAUCCUGCUGUAAUGGAGUUUAUUUUCAGUAAUUAUAAAGAAACUUUGGAGGAGUUAGAUGCAUCGUUAAACCUGGUAAAGUUAUUUCAGAUGUUGAUAAAUUCACCGGAACCGAAGCCUAAAAUGAAUGUUCUCAAAUCUUUUAAGGUAUCAGAAAAAUGUUACAACGAUUUCUUGAGAGAUGCCCGGGGAACAGUUGUCUCAACGUUUGACAUGAGAAUAGUACCAGUUUUACAGAAAAUGCCUAGUUUGGAGGUUCUCUAUAUUGAGACUGUCCCAUAUUGGGGCUUUAGGAAUGUCUCAUACGUGUCACGUGCUGAUUAUCUGGACACUUUAGCUGAUGUUUUACUGAACUUGAGAGUACUGAAUCUUACUAGAUGUCCUAAGAAUGCCAGGUGUCUGGAGCAGUUUAAGCGGCUUCAAGAAGUGACUCUAGACUUUAGUUUUGGUUACAUUUGUAAUGAUCGUUACAUGUCCUUGCUUGGUGAGAGUCUGGUUAAUUCUGCUUGUUUACAAAUGUUACAUAUUGUUGUGGAAAGUCCCAAAUUGAAGUUUCACCCUGACUCUGCCUCGUUGAUAUACAGACUAAUAUUUGAUUAUCUGACAGACAAUGUGCGGCUUGUUACUCUGACAGUUAGUGUUAAGGUAAUUAAGGGAGAAUCAUUAGGACCGAUCAAGGUGGACAGUGAGGCUAUAUCACGUGGUCUACGCAGCAGAAAUACUCCACUGAGGAUAGUCCUCCGUAACUCAGAGUUGAAGGACUCUGAUUUUAUUGAUAUUCCUUCUUGUGUAAGCUUUGUUUUUGAGGGUUAAAGUUACGUGAGUGUUUUUAAAGAUUUGGGUGUAUUUACAUUUUUUAAGGAUUUUUUCGAUUGAUGAUCUGUAAUAUUUUUCCAUGUUUCAUGUAAAUAUAGCUCAAAUUACACUUUCUUAAGAAAUGAUCAUUAUCAUUAUUUAA
Messenger RNA from Bolinopsis microptera, 4231 nucleotides. RefSeq names its product protein-L-isoaspartate(D-aspartate) O-methyltransferase-like. NCBI's taxonomy places the organism in Eukaryota, Metazoa, Ctenophora, Tentaculata, Lobata, Bolinopsidae. The transcript has 5 exons. The record is from RefSeq and is a predicted model, not a curated record. The coding region runs from base 27 to 623 and encodes 198 amino acids. Gene Ontology annotation, cellular component: cytoplasm. Gene Ontology annotation, molecular function: protein-L-isoaspartate (D-aspartate) O-methyltransferase activity. Gene Ontology annotation, biological process: protein modification process.